Messenger RNA from Eriocheir sinensis (Chinese mitten crab), 1334 nucleotides. RefSeq names its product actin, muscle-like. NCBI's taxonomy places the organism in Eukaryota, Metazoa, Arthropoda, Malacostraca, Decapoda, Varunidae. Gene Ontology annotation, biological process: mitotic cytokinesis. Bases 106 to 1236 code for a protein of 376 amino acids. The transcript is spliced from 2 exons. The record is from RefSeq and is a predicted model, not a curated record.
AAAACCCGGUGUAUGGGCAGGGUAUAAAAGGCAGAUACUAGUGCCCUUCCCUUAGUGUACUUUAGACUCAGGAUACGACUAGACCGUCUUUGAUACCAUUCCAUCAUGUGUGACGACGACGUGAGUCCCCUCGUGGUCGACAAUGGCUCCGGGAUGGUUAAGGCCGGCUUCGCCGGCGACGACGCUCCCCGAGCUGUUUUCCCCUCCAUCGUCGGCCGACCCCGCCAUCAGGGUGUAAUGGUGGGCAUGGGUCAGAAGGACGCCUACGUCGGCGACGAGGCCCAGAGCAAGCGAGGUAUCCUGACUCUCAAGUACCCCAUCGAGCACGGCAUCAUCACCAACUGGGACGACAUGGAGAAGAUCUGGCACCACUCUUUCUACAACGAGCUUCGAGUCGCCCCUGAAGAGUCUCCCGUCCUCCUCACUGAGGCUCCCCUCAACCCCAAGGCCAACCGCGAGAAGAUGACGCAGAUUAUGUUCGAAACCUUCAACACCCCCGCCAUGUACGUGGCCAUCCAGGCUGUGCUGUCCCUGUACGCCUCUGGCCGUACCACUGGCAUCGUGCUCGAUACUGGAGAUGGUGUUACCCACACCGUCCCCAUCUAUGAAGGUUACUGCCUUCCCCACGCCAUCCUGCGUCUCGACCUGGCUGGCCGUGACCUGACCGCCUACCUCACCAAGAUCAUGACUGAGCGUGGCUACUCCUUCACCACCACGGCUGAACGAGAAAUCGUUCGUGAUAUCAAGGAGAAGCUUUGCUAUGUCGCUCUUGACUUCGAGAGUGAGAUGAGCGUGGCUGCUGCCUCCUCCUCCCUCGAGAAGUCCUACGAGCUGCCAGACGGUCAGGUCAUCACCAUCGGCAACGAGCGAUUCCGCUGCCCAGAAUGCCUCUUCCAACCUUCCUUCCUGGGUAUGGAAUCCGUUGGUAUCCAUGAGACCGUUUACAACUCCAUCAUGAGGUGCGACAUUGAUAUUAGGAAGGAUCUGUUCGCCAAUACUGUAAUGUCUGGCGGCACUACCAUGUACCCUGGUAUUGCUGACCGCAUGCAGAAGGAAAUUACAGCCCUUGCACCUCCUAGUAUCAAGAUCAAGAUCAUUGCUCCUCCUGAGCGCAAAUACUCCGUCUGGAUCGGUGGUUCUAUCCUGGCCUCUCUGUCCACCUUCCAGACCAUGUGGAUCACCAAGGAGGAAUACGACGAGUCCGGCCCCGGAAUUGUCCACCGCAAGUGCUUUUAAAAGUAAAAUUCGAUGUAAAUUAACCUUACUGUAUGUGCAUUCGCUGUGCGGUAUGCACCAACAGAUCCUGACGUAAUUAUGCAACCUUCUCCAUCAAU